CUGGACCGUCAAGAGUCAUUGAACGAGCAUCAAGCGCCCACACCACAAAUUCAACGGCCAUAUCACUCCUAUGGCUCACCUUGAACUUUCAAAGGAAAUCUACUGCUCCGAUUUGCGAUGAAACGCGGGCAGAAUACUGAUUCCACUACUCAAACGAGACAAAACCCAUCCCUCCAGACCCCGGACAAGCCUCCCUCGGGGACACGCCGCCCGGCAACAGCAAACGCAGCCAAGCUGCAGUCCUGGUGCGACCCCCUGCCGUCUUCCUCGUUCUCCGCAAGGUCGUCCAAGAGAAAUCAUUUCCCUAGCACGCGAGAUCAGACCACCCUCACGCAGAUUGACUUUGUAACGCCGACGCCCCAGCCGGCCCGAUCGGAUGAAAGCCUCCGGUAUCUCAACAACAAGCGGCCACAGCGGGGUCGGGCAGACAACCAUGAAGUGAUAGAACUUGACGACGAUUCGGACCACGAUGAAGAUUACCGACCGCCAUCUGGUCGCCAGCCUCGUGGAGCCCGCGGGGUCAGAUUCGAAGAAGGGCCGGGCAACACGUCCACCGGGCAAUCAAAGUCCGCCCGUCAGCGCGACGGCGACUCGAAGCAAAAGCGCAGGAAAAGUGGCGCGAGCGUCAAGGGCAACAAAAUCGGCAAGGAUGCGAAGAAAGGCAACAAGACUCUGACACAGAUGGACUAUGUGCGGCGCUAUCUGAAGAUCGAACCGGACGAUGAGGUUAAGUUGGAAUAUACUUAUGCCACUCCGAACAAGAGCGACAGGAGGAAGACACCUCGUCGCGACUCCGGAACCUUGGUCCCGCAGCCGGAUCACUUCUUGUACCAAGAGCCCACAAGCGGGGGCAAGAAGCGGAAAUUGAGCAUGACCGCUGAUGCAAAGGCCAAACUGGCCGAUGAAGAGAUAUAUGGCCCUCAAGAUCCUGGCUCGGUUACUCCUCGAGCAAAGCGGGAGCUUGAGAUACCUUCUUCUCAUUCUCCGGAAAGCUCGGGCAUUGCAGUCAUCACAUCGUCGCAGUUUCGUACUGCCAUUCGUUCCCCACAGAAACACGAUUUGGCUGACACUGCAGGUCGGUGUGUCAAGCAAGAGUUGCCUUCACCUCGGUGGAUCAAGACGGAAGUGCCUCGAAGCCCGCCGCUGGAAAUUCCAGAGUCCAACGAAUCCCUGCCCGCCGCUGUGCUCUCAGAUUCACCAUCACCGCGCAAGUCCAUAAGUGACCAGGGAAGCAUCACAUUACUAUCUGAGCAGCUAAAGUCGGAACAACUGGAUGAGCAGCAGCACGGUAUCAGUGCACCGAUUCCUACUACCCAGAGGACCGUGGUAUAUGAGACAGAUGCAGAAACAGAUUACGGCGAUCUGGAAGAUGAUCUGCCCAACCCAAUCGAGACACCUCGAAUGAGAAAGGUCCCGCAUUAUGACCCCGGAGCAGUCAAUCUUGAGCACGAAGAUGCCACGGAGGAGAGUUCACAGGCUCUUCCUCUCAUCACCACCACUCAGAUGGAAAAGACGGAGCAGCCGCCCCCAGAUGACAACCUUACCUCAGAGGCAUCGAUCUACUAUCAGAGAAUACAGCCAGCCACCCAGUUUCCCCUCGGACCGGUGCCGAACUUGGACACUCAACGUUUGGCCGAGCUAUUUCCGGAUGAACAACCCAACAAUGAAAGCGUUGCUACCACAUUAUCAACAGAGUCAUCUAAAGCACCUGAACGCUUAGUCAAUGCGUCGGAAACCCAAUCGCUGAGUUCGAGGACGCGUAAUGAUUCAGAUUCGACGCUAACCGAUAUCGUUCCGGAGUCUUCACCCAUUGUCAGACAGGACGAUGUGGGAAGCGUCAAUUUUCGGACGACCGCCCACCGUCUUGCUUCGCGAGACAUAGUGCAGGUGGAAUCGUCGCAGCCAGCGGACAGGCAUCGUAGCCUGUUUCAGAAUCAAGAGGACUCCGGUCCCCGCUUCUUCCGAAAGAGUGAUUUUCUCACAUCAAGUGUUAUGGAAAGCAUACCACUGCCCGUCUUCCUCAUGGACAGCCAGGACACUGUUGGAGAACCCUACAGCUCACCCAAGGGAGCGUGAUUUUUGACCAAGGAGCCUGCGCACAACAAAGUACCUUGUAUAAUCUCAUCGCGCGAUGAAUGAAUGAAUGAAUGACGAGCAAUA
Aspergillus saccharolyticus JOP 1030-1 is the source of this 2160-nucleotide messenger RNA. RefSeq lists its product as uncharacterized. The transcript has a single exon. Lineage: Eukaryota; Fungi; Ascomycota; Eurotiomycetes; Eurotiales; Aspergillaceae. The record is from RefSeq and is a predicted model, not a curated record. Bases 118 to 2076 code for a protein of 652 amino acids.